Molecule: messenger RNA, 1578 nt
Organism: Phycodurus eques (leafy seadragon)
Lineage: Eukaryota; Metazoa; Chordata; Actinopteri; Syngnathiformes; Syngnathidae
Product: equilibrative nucleoside transporter 2-like
Biological process (GO): thymine transport; adenine transport; uridine transmembrane transport
Cellular component (GO): plasma membrane; basolateral plasma membrane
Molecular function (GO): nucleoside transmembrane transporter activity
Source: RefSeq, a predicted model, not a curated record
CAUAUGGUUUUUCCCUCCCUUCAUAUACCGGCCGGAAAAAAAACCCGGCAGACAACCAACUUGACUCAACUUUCAAACUAUCGCGCAUGCAGCGUUAAAUUAUCCACUAAAACCCGAAACUGUGUCAGACUGUCAGUCGUCUGAGUGGGGAUAAAUAGCUGAACGGCAACGCAGGAUGCCGGAAGAGAAGAAAGCGAGCGCUCCCGCUGAUCGCGGUAACAUGGUCGCCGCUAUCAUCUUCAUACUGGGCCUGGGGACGCUCCUUCCCUGGAACUUCUUCAUUACGGCCUCCCAGUAUUUCAACCAGCGCCUGAACACAUCAGGGGAGACGGUCAAAGAGUACAACUACGACAGCUGGAUGGCGUUGCUUUCCCAGCUGCCCUUGCUGCUCUUCACGCUGCUCAACUCCUUCUUCUACCAAUGGGUUCGGGAAGGGGUGCGCGUGGCCACAAGCCUGGUGGCCGUCUUGCUGCUUUUCUCGCUGACGGCCGCCCUGGUGGAGGUUCACAUGACACCUGCCACCUUCUUUUCUGUCACCAUGGCGACCAUCUGGUUCAUCAACAUGUUCAGCGCGGUGUUGCAGGCAGCCUGUUCAUGGGCAGUGGGCCUGCUGCCGACUCGCUACAGCACGCUGUUCAUGACGGGCCAGGGCCUGGCAGGGAUCUUCGCCGCUGUCGCCAUGCUCUGCUCCGUCUUGGGUAACGCGGACACUAAGUCUGCAGCGUUGAGCUACUUCAUCACGCCGUGCGUGGCCACGCUGGGAACGCUGGCGUGCUACAUGAUACUGCCUCACCUGGAAUUCGCUCGCUUCUACCUGAGGCGGCGUUCGAACGACGUUGACGAGGAGGCGAAGAUGAAAGAACUCCUUCCGAGUGCAGACGGACACGUCGUGAGCAGCAAAGACGGAAAACAUUUGGAGGCCGACAGGAGGUUGAUGGGCGAGCCUUUGGAGCGGUCGUCCGUUUUGCUCGUCUUUAAGAAGAUCUGGCCCAUGGCGUUGUGCAUCACAUGCGUGUUUGCCGUCACGCUGUCAGUGUUUCCCGUGGUGACGGUGCGUGUGGAGACCGUCUACAAAAAGCACACCGACUGGGACAAAGUGUUCACAUGCGUUUGCUGCUUCGUGGUAUUUAAUGCCAUGGACCUGGUGGGCCGUGGCACCCCCUCCAUAGCACAGUGGCCGUCCAAGGACAGCUGUGUGUUCCCGUGCGCCGUUGUGUCACGUGUGCUCUUUAUUCCAUUGCUGAUGAUGUGCAACAUUCCUGGUUCGAAGCUGAGCGUCUUCCUGUUUCACCACGACGGCGCCUUCGCCGCCAUCAUGGCGCUCUUCGCCUUCUCCAACGGGUACCUGGCCAGCCUCUGCAUGGCCUACGCGCCGCAGCUUGUGGGCCAGCGAGAUUGCGAGACGGCCGGCUCGCUCAUGACCUUCUUCCUGGUUCUGGGUUUGGCGCUUGGUGCUGCGCUAUCUUUCCUGCUGGGAAAGCUGCUGUAGUCGUAAACAACACGCACGCAGGCAACCAAAUACGACUGGGCAAGUUGUUCAACUUUAUUUCUCAGGGCCAUUUAAAAAGCAUCUUACCA